This is a messenger RNA of Cariama cristata (Red-legged seriema), 432 nucleotides long. It is a transcript of the gene EPSTI1, whose product is annotated as epithelial stromal interaction 1 (breast). The record is from RefSeq and is a predicted model, not a curated record. Lineage: Eukaryota; Metazoa; Chordata; Aves; Cariamiformes; Cariamidae. The transcript has 5 exons. The annotation marks the transcript as partial.
GCAGAGAGACUUGAAGUUAAAAAAAGGCAACAAGAAAUGCAAAGAAGAGAGGUGUUCCUUGAAGAUCAAUAUCACAAAACCAAUGAAUUAUUGAACAGAUUGGACUUGGGUUUGCCAAGGAGUGAUUCCUGUCGGACUGCUAGUCGUGGCCCAGAAUCUACAGCAUGGAUGAGAAGCCAUACUUAUAAGCAAGCUCUUCGAGAGGAUGAAAACAGAAGAUUAGAGGAAAUGAAGCAAGAACAACGGAGGAAGGCUGAAUUAAUGGAAUUUAAACAAAAGCAGGAAGAAGAAGCCAGGACAAGAGCACAUCAAAACAAACAGAGCAGGGUAAAUAAUGCUUUCCUGGACCGACUGUGGAAAAAAAAGCAACCUAAUAGCAUCUGCCAGCCUGGAUAUUCUGAGAGUCUGGACUGCCUCAGAAGUGAUGCCUGC